UUAAAAAAUACUUUAAAUCUAUUAAAUUUCUUCACAAGUUUUUUUCCCAAAAAGUUUCUUCGACGCUCAUAAAAAUAAUUAACUACUUAAUUUAAAACAUAAAAUGUUAGUCUUAAUGCAAGAAGUAGCAUGAGAUAUUUUCAAUGUAAUUAGUUUUAUAAAUUUAGUUAUCAAAAUAAUUAAAGCGAAUAUUAUAUAUUUACAGAAAUGUAGGAUUCUGAAAUACUAAUAUAUUCUAUUUCUAAAAAAACAAACAUUUCAAACCAAAUUUCGCAAAUCGCUCUCCAGUUACUUUGUAAAUGCCAUAAACUUUUAAAUACUUCAAUACUAUAUUGAGAACAAAACUGUUAUUGUCUUUUUAAUUGGGGCUUAGAAACAUUGUUGUUUUAAGUUUCCCUCUCUCACAUGCUUUACUUUUUGCCUUUUGCAAUUAAAAAUAAUUUGUUUAUGAUUUAAUUCGCUCAAAGUCAACAAGCCAAUAAAGAGUGGCUUGUUAGGUACAUACAUACGAGUAUAUAAUAUGUACAUAUUUUCGAUUCAACGUAGUGUGACAAACUUCACUUCACGUGAUAGGCGAAUUUUAGGCUGACCACAUAGUGAGUACCAUGAACGAUGCAACAAUAAUAGCAAAGUCAAAUUUACGAAAGGAUGGCAGGUCUGUAAAAAUAUAUAACAGUCCAGACCAGAUAAAAUCAUCUUUAUUCGAUGUUUAUUUUAUUAAUUCACGCAGUUUAUUUGAAAUUUUAGUACCAAAAUAUUUUUUAUAAGUUCAAAAAGUACUAAAUAUAAUUAUAAUCAUUCCACAAACAGAGAGUGAAACAUCUUUACAUAAGACUCAUUUCCAUAUAAGUUAAUGAGAAAAGGAAUCACUCUUAAUUGAAAUGCUUUGUCGAAAUAAUUAGUAUACUCGAAUGUGUCUAUAUUCGGGUUGUCAGCUGAUAUGCUACGCAGCGACGAAAGCGGCUGGCAGAUGCCAGCUGUUAGCUGCCGAGUGACAUGUCAAAAUGCUGUCUAUUGUUAUUUGAUUAGAUGGGCUGUGAAAAAGAAAAUUAUUCAAUUAUUGGCGCUAUGUAAUAGAGGCUCGUUACAGUAUUUAUGGCAUGACAUCAUAACCAGCAUUAAGUAAAAUAAUUUCGUAUAUGCUAAUUUGUAUUACAAAGUAACCAAUUGGAGGAUAGUUGCAAAAGUGAACACACUUUAUGUCAUUGCUUCAUGUACGGUAUACUCUGGAUAAAUCAUACUAGUUACAAAUUAACAGAAAAAAUAAUUUAGUCAUGAAUUGGAAGCUGAAACUCGGUUUUGUUACUGCUAGUAGAGACUUUGAACUGAAUCACUUUGUUUUUUUUUUUUAAUUUCGGAAGUUUAAUCUUAAAAUAUAAGAUAUUUAAAUUCGGUUUUAAAAUUUGUACGGUUUCUUACGUUCUUUAAUAAUCAAAUGUUUAAUAAUUUCACUCUUAACUCAACAAGGGAGUCUUUUAAUCGGUUUUGUUCUCUACAUAGUCAACAAGAAAAACUGUGAUUUGUUAGUUAACAUUUUUUUACCAUCCACCCAGUUUCUGAAUACAGUACAUCAGAAGCACAUCUACAUUGAUUUUAAUUUUCUGAUGGGCACUUUUCAUAAACUUCUUUGAUAAUAUCAUCAUUUUGUCGUUCUCUACGAAGAAAGUUUGAAAUUGUUUUUAUUGACUAGUUGUUUUAUUAAGUCAUGUCGGUUUGGCCACAAUGGAGCCACACAAAUACAAAUACAAGUAAUUACUGCGUGUGGAUUUGAAUACGUUAUAAUAAGGUUUCCUUUUUAUACUCUUGGAACAUGUUGCUACAGAGUAUAAUAGUUUUGUGCACCUAACGGUUGUACGUAUCACCUAAAACUAAUAAGAAUGACGAGAUGAGUUGAAAUUGUAAAAAUUAAUCAAAUCGAACCAGAACCCCGCUCACUCACCAUAUAACGGUGCUAAUAAACACUACUAAAAGCGCGAUAAAUCAAUAACUAAAUACGCCAGAGACAUAAAAUUAUAUACUCGAGAUGAUAUGAGAGGGCUUAAUAGAAGUCGGGGUAAAACUGAACGAUAGGCGUGGCAACGCUCACUUUUAGGUGAAGUUAUAUAUUUCGGUACCUUUCCCGGCCGAUUUUAACCAAAUUUGGUACGUGGCAUUCCCCUCAUUUUUCAAAGCUUUGUAUGCACAGUAUUUUCAAGGUAUGCCACUAAUGACCAAAAAUUGUGCAAAUCCAACCAAAACUAUUCAAGCCCCUAGGUACAAGUUGAUGGAGUAUAAAAUGUUCGGUUGCACGCGAACUUAGCUCUUCCUUACUUGUUUUAUUAUAUACACACGCAUUUAUUUGCAUAUAUACAAGUAUUUCCUUUUAGAUUAAUGUGUAUAUAUAAACUGACUUGCGAGGGAAUGAUAAUUCUUUCCGAAGAACUUGUCUUCACGAUAAAUAUGUUGUUGGUAUUAAGCGUAUGUAUACCAUAUAAUAAUAAUAGGUAAAUAGAAUGUAGGCAAGUCACUAAAAGUUCCAUUUCCAUGCGGUUUUUAAAUUAUGAAUUUAUUUCGCCUAAUAAAUAACAGAAAUGUAUUAAGUAUCUAUACACAUACAUGCAUAUACAUAUGUACAUACACAUACAUAUGUACGUGCAAAUUCGAUUGCACCAAUUUUUCAUAUUGAGAUAACUAAAAAGCGAAAUGAAAAUUAUUUAUGUGCUAUUUGGCUGUACGUUAACAAUUGCGCUUCGCCAUUAUUUACAAAUAAACGUACAUUUGCAUGUGCUCACACAAACACACAAUGAACAAUAUAUAAAUACCUACUAAAAAGUAAUCUUAAUUAAUUUGCUUUAUUUUUCCUUUUCUUAACACGAGCCACAAGCCACUAAGUUAGAGAGUGAAAUAUUUUUAGCUGUGAAGAGGAGAGUGUGAUCAAAAAACCCAAAAACAAAAAAUAAAAACAAAAUCAAAAUUCGAACGCACCGAAAAGUCGUUGUUGAAUUUCCUUCGAUUUUCAUUUGUUUUUAUUGAUUUUUGCAUUAUUUAAUGCCUCGUUGUAUAAUUCAUAAGCCAAUUAGAUUACAAGUUGUUAUCAUUAGCGAAUGCAUUAAGCAUUAACUUGCUCAUAAUUUGAUAAUUUUUUUUCAGUUUAUAUAAGCAUGCAUCUGUUUGAAGAGUGAUUUCUCAAAACAAGCGCAGUUUUAGGUUAUAAACGUUUUGAUUUUUAAAUAUAAGUGCAAGCGUAUUAUUUUUUGCUUUCGAGUUUUAAAGACUGUAUAAGAGAAUAUAUCUGUGAUUAGAAAGAGCGUAGCUGUAGCACAGUUAAGCAAGAAAUAAGGUACUAUAAAAUAUUGAAGUUGUACAUUCUUUAAUUCCAUAAGAUAUUAUAUAGUACUGGAUAUUAAUUGCAAAGGACGAGUUUAAAAUUGGCACUCAGAAAGCAAAAAUUUCCUCCAAUUGCUAUUCUCAUACUGAUUAUUCAGAAAUUUGAGAUUAAAAAAAAAAAAGAUUUGAGAUUUAGUAUUAUAUUCUUAUAACUAAAUACAUAGAUUCAAAUCAAGCUAUUAUAAAUUAUAAAAUUUAGAAAAUUGACGAAGCUCAAACUUAAACUCGUAUAGGUUUUAGCUGUAAAGAUCGUGAUUCUGGUUAAGGCCAAUGAACGGACCCGGCGAUAUUCCAUUGAAUGAGAACAGUGGCACCCCUGACACAAAAUCCUGCAGUAUAAUAUCUGUAAUUCCCACAUUAGGCAUGUCAUCAUGUCGUGGUAGAGCCGAGGCUUUUGCACGUAGUUUAUCAUCGAAGUUACGUACAUUGGGCACACAGAAUGACGAUGGCGAAUUAUCGCCUGAGGAGGUGUCGAUAAUUAAUGAAAACAACACAACCAAUACAUGGAAAACCACAAAUGACUCCGAACAGGCGGUGACAGACUUGCAACCACUGCGCCAUGAGUCCGAUUCGUUCUUUGAUUUUGACUGUGAGCUGGAAAGUCCAGGUAGCCCGGUGGAUGAGUGUGAAUAUUUGCGACUAAUAGAGACAGCAUCGAAUACACCACACAAUUCGGCGGCUGAGUCGGGAUGUGUUUGUGCGUCGACCUCGAGUAGUCGCGGUUCCACAGAUGUGCAGUACUUUGAUCAUAUACACAAUGAGCAAACGUUAAACGACGCACCCGAAUUUUCGCCUACACUACACAAUGGCUACGGCACGAAUGACCAAGUCCAUGACCACCAUGACAACGUGUCUACAGAAAACAGCAAAACUGAGGACGAUGUCGACAAUGCAGCGGUUGUAAAUAAGGAACUAUCCGAAGAACCUUUGGUGGAGGCGCAGAAACAUGACGAAACUUUAACACCUGUGGAUUUGGCAAAUAUACAAGAUGAGAUUAUCAAUGAACUGCAAGAACACAGCGCACGUAUUGGAAAUAUUAUUGAAUCCAUGCAAAUUCAAACAAAUAACGAAAAUAACAGUACUGCUUCCGAAACUUUGCACACUAAUCUCUCUAAUGGCGACACUGAAACUGAUGCACACAGAAAUCUUGACAAUAUUGAACAAUUGCACACUGAAACGACUGAAACUAGCAAUACGGAAAAAACCGCCCAAAACGAAGUACAAAUAGGGUUAGACACAAACGAGUCCACCCGUACAAGCACUCAGGAAACCACUGAAACUAAACAACUGCACAACAAAACCAAAGAUGAGAAAUCCACAUUCGAUGGACACGAAGAGGAUGAAGACGAUUGUCGGCCGCAACGUGUGCGCCGCUGCUCAUCACUGAAAACCGGUAAAACACCACCGGGUACACCAGGUCGCAAGAAGAUUGUGCGUUUCGCAGAUGUACUAGGUCUCGAUUUGGCCGAUAUCAAAACGUUUCUCGACGAAAUACCAACCAUACCGAAAUCUGCAUUUGAAGAUUUGGAAGUGUUGGAAUCGGAACCGCCCAUACAGCUCGGACCAAAAUCUGAUAAGCUGCUCAUGCCGCUCUUUCAACAGCCCGGUGGACUGCCGAACUUUUUAGAUCUUGUGCGCGAAAAACAAGUUUCAUUGGAGAACGCCGCGGUAACGGAUCACAUCAAUCAGACGAUUACCGGCACUGUGCGUGUACGCAAUUUGGACUUCAACAAGUCAGUGCACAUACGUUAUACGCUGGAUAAUUGGCGCAGCUAUGCCGAUCUGCAGGCAAACUAUGCUGAAAACUCUUGUGACGGCUUUUCAGAUAAAUUUACCUUUUAUCUCUUUGGUAAUUCUUUGCAAAUUGGUCAGCGCAUUGAGUUUGCUUGUCGUUUCCAAUGUAAAGGCCAACAGUUUUGGGAUAACAACUAUGGAACUAAUUACUGCUUCCAAUGCUUGCCAGCAUCAAGUCCUGCUAGUGCCACCACGCAUCCAAUACACGUGCACACGACUACAAGUCACACAGCUGGGUUGUUCAGCCCCACGGUCGGUGAUGCAUGGUGUAGCUCCUUCUACUAGGCACCUGAGACAUAUUGAGAGAAAAAUGUUAAAAAAAAAAAAACCAAA
Molecule: messenger RNA, 5493 nt
Organism: Bactrocera dorsalis (oriental fruit fly)
Lineage: Eukaryota; Metazoa; Arthropoda; Insecta; Diptera; Tephritidae
Gene: Gbs-76A
Product: glycogen-binding subunit 76A
Exons: 3
Coding region: 3637-5445 (602 amino acids)
Biological process (GO): regulation of glycogen biosynthetic process
Cellular component (GO): protein phosphatase type 1 complex
Molecular function (GO): protein phosphatase 1 binding; glycogen binding
Source: RefSeq, a predicted model, not a curated record